CCGGAAGACGCAUUGGCGUAUCAGCAGUCGCUCCUGACGACCGCGAGCAAUCUGCACUGCCACAAUUUUGGUGCGGAGUCGUCAGUGACUCGGGAGAUCGCCGGUCACGGUAAGGAGUCCCUGAAGAUGGAAGGCAAUGCCCGAAUCGAGUCGGGCUCGGAAGGCAGCGACGAUGACGAGGAGCACCGGCCGGCGAGGAGGUCGGGCAAGCAACACUGCUCGAAGAACCUCUUCGCGGAGCGAAAGAGAAGGAAGAAGCUCAACGAUCGGCUCUAUGCUCUGCGCGCAUUGGUUCCAAAGAUCACAAAGAUGGACAGGGCUUCGAUACUAGGAGACGCCAUCGAGUACGUGAUGGAUUUGCAGAAGCAAGUGAAGGAUCUGCAGGACGAACUGGAGGAGACGAAUCAGGAGGACGACGGCCACGACAAGCAGAUCGGAAGCAACCUCCGCAACAGCAACAGCCAAAUGGAUGUCCCGAUCCCAAAUGGGUGGCUGGAUCACGACGAUUCUGGGAACAAUCCCAGGACGGCAGCCGCCGCCGACGAUAACAAGCCAUCAUCCGACAAGGGUCAGCAGAUGGAGCCACAGGUGGAGGUGAGGCAACUGGAGGCGAACGAGUUCUUCCUGAAGGUGCUGUGCGAGCACAAGCAAGGAGGGUUUUCGAGGCUGCUGGAAGCGAUGAGCUCCCUGGGACUGGAAGUAACCAAUGUCAGUGUCACCACGUACGGGAGCCUAGUCUUGAACGUCUUCAGAGUUGAGAGAAGAGAUGAUGAAGUGGUGGAAGCAGAUCGAGUGAGGGACUCAUUGCUGGAGGUGACGCGAGAUCCGCAAGGGUGGUCAGGGCUUGCACAAGCAGUGGAGUAUCAGCAGCAGCACCCCCAGCACGGCCACAGCCACCACGAGCUCGGCUUCGACCAUCACCUUCAUUACCUUCACCACCAAGCAUAGCUUGGCAACACAAUGGUGUGCUUCACAAUGAUUGUAGUUUGAGCUCAUCUACCGUGUUAUUAGUCCUCUUAUAUUCUCUAGGAGAAAUAUAGAAAUGGGGGC
This is a messenger RNA of Musa acuminata AAA Group (dessert banana), 1050 nucleotides long. Its product is annotated as transcription factor ABORTED MICROSPORES-like. The annotation marks the transcript as partial. Gene Ontology annotation, molecular function: protein dimerization activity; DNA-binding transcription factor activity; sequence-specific DNA binding. Gene Ontology annotation, cellular component: nucleus. Gene Ontology annotation, biological process: regulation of DNA-templated transcription. Lineage: Eukaryota; Viridiplantae; Streptophyta; Magnoliopsida; Zingiberales; Musaceae. The transcript has 4 exons. The record is from RefSeq and is a predicted model, not a curated record.